Messenger RNA from Pyrus x bretschneideri (Chinese white pear), 2957 nucleotides. RefSeq names its product pre-rRNA 2'-O-ribose RNA methyltransferase. Bases 89 to 2671 code for a protein of 860 amino acids. The transcript is spliced from 11 exons. Gene Ontology annotation, molecular function: rRNA (uridine-2'-O-ribose)-methyltransferase activity; rRNA (guanine) methyltransferase activity. Gene Ontology annotation, biological process: rRNA methylation; maturation of LSU-rRNA from tricistronic rRNA transcript (SSU-rRNA, 5.8S rRNA, LSU-rRNA); maturation of 5.8S rRNA from tricistronic rRNA transcript (SSU-rRNA, 5.8S rRNA, LSU-rRNA). Gene Ontology annotation, cellular component: preribosome, large subunit precursor; nucleus; nucleolus. Lineage: Eukaryota; Viridiplantae; Streptophyta; Magnoliopsida; Rosales; Rosaceae. The record is from RefSeq and is a predicted model, not a curated record.
UUUUAGUGUAUAAAAGCCCUUGCAAAACCCUAAUCCACUGUCGACCACCUCUCUGCCUCUGCGUCUUGGAAUUCUUGAGAAGGCAGCCAUGGGGAAGGUGAAGGGCAAGCACCGUUUGGACAAGUACUACAAACUAGCCAAAGAGCAUGGCUACCGCUCCCGAGCUUCAUGGAAGCUUGCCCAGCUCGACACCAAGCACCAAUUCCUCCACUCUGCUCACGCCGUCCUCGACCUCUGCGCCGCCCCCGGCGGAUGGAUGCAAGUCGCUGUGCAGCGCGUGCCCGUCGGCAGCCUCGUGGUCGGCGUCGACCUAGUCCCCAUCGCCCCGGUCCGCGGCGCCUUCUCCAUCCAGCAGGACAUCACCAAGCCCGAGUGCACGGCCAGGCUCAGAAAGCUGAUAAAGGAGAAUGGGUGUUCGGCUUUCGAUUUGGUGCUUCAUGAUGGGUCGCCUAAUGUCGGUGGCGCGUGGUCUUCGGAGGCGACGGCUCAGAACGCUUUGGUCGUUGAUGCGGUGAAGUUGGCUACUCAGCUUUUGGCUCCCAAAGGAACAUUUAUUACUAAAAUCUUCAGAUCGCAGGAUUAUAAUGCUGUCUACUAUUGUAUGAAGGAGCUAUUUGAGAAGGUUGAACAGGAUAAACCAGCAGCUAGUCGUAGCUCAUCUGCUGAGACAUAUCUUUUGGGUUUUAAGUACAAGGCUCCUGCAAAGAUUGAUCCGCGCCUACUUGACGUGAAGCAUCUAUUUAAGUCUGUAGAACCUCAGAAGAAGGUGGUAGAUGUACUAAGAGGAACAAAGCAAAAAAGACACCGUGAUGGGUAUGAAGACGGAGACACAAUUUUGAGAAAAGUGUCUUCUGCUGCUGCUUUCAUUUGGUCUGAUGUUCCUCUUGAUAUCCUGGGUUCUACUACAUCCAUAAGCUUUGACGAUGAGGCAUCUUUACUCAUCAAGGAUCAUGCUUUAACAACAGAAGAGGUUAAAACUCUCUGUGAUGAUCUGCGUGUUUUGGGGAAGCAAGAUUUCAAGUACCUUUUGAAGUGGCGGAUGCAGAUAAAAAAGGCCUUAUCUCCGUCCCAUAAGACUGUCGCUUCUACUACAGAUGUUGAAAAGGAGGAGAAUAAGGAGGAUAAGGAUGAUGGUGAAGACAAAAUACUCAAUGAAAUGGAGGAGCUGACGUAUGCUAUGGAGCGCAAGAAGAAACGAACAAAGAAGCUUCUAGCAAAAAGACGAGCUCAAGACAAGGUACGGAAAGCAACAGGGAUGCAAAUAGAUGCACUGCAAGAUGGUUAUACUGACAAUGAGUUGUUUUCCCUCUCUUCCAUUAAGGGUAAGAAUGAUCUGGUAGCCGUUGAUUCCACUGAAUAUGAUGGUGAGAAUGGUGACCUUGGAGAUGGUGAAAAUGAGGAAACCCAUGAAAAAACCCAAGAAGCAUCAUCCAGUGAUAUGGACACUGAAGACGAACGCAGAAGAUAUGAUGCACAAAUGGAAGAUCUUUUCGAUAAGGCUUAUGAACAGUACACGUCCAAAAAGGAGGGAAGUGCAAAGCAGCGGAAACGUUUAAAACAAGCACAUUCUGAAGACACUCAACUUUUGGAGGAGGUGGAUGGCAGUGAUAUUGUUCAGUCUGAUUAUGAUUCAGACAAAGACCAGGGUAUCCAGGAAUCAAAUCCUCUAUUGGAAGCACUUGACGAGGGGGAUGGACCUACUCAAGAGGAAAUUACGAAUAACUGGUUUAGUCAGGAUAUCUUUGGCGAAGCUGUAGAGCAGGGGGAUUUGGAGAACUCUGGUAGUGAAGAUGAAAUGCAGGUUGAAAGGCAGGAGAAAUUUCCCUUGCUGGAAAAGGCCAACGAAAAGACUGCAAUUCAGAGUGGUAAGGAAAAUAAUGCAAUUCACAAUGCCAAGAAUAAGAGUGAAAAUGACCAUAAACUUAAAGCUUCAAAGGCAGAUGAUGAUUUUGAGAUUGUCCCUGCUCUGGGUACAGAUUCAAGUGAUGACUCGUCAUCAGAUGAAUCUGAGGAUAUGAAUAUAGAUAAAAAAGCCGAGAUACUGGCGUGUGCAAAGAAAAUGUUGAGGAAAAAGCCAAGGGAACAGAUGCUUGAUGAUGCCUAUAACAAGUACAUGUUUGAUGAUGACGGCUUGCCCAGAUGGUUUUUAGAUGAGGAGAAGAGGCACCGUCAACCAAUUAAACCAGUGACCAAAGAAGAGAUUAAUGCCAUGAAAGCACAAUUCAAAGAAAUUGAUGCCCGCCCUGCAAAGAAGGUGGCAGAGGCUAAAGCUCGAAAGAAGCGAGUUGCCUUUAGGAAGCUUGAGAAGGUUCGGAAGAAGGCAAACACAAUAUCGGACCAGCCAGACAUUUCUGAUCGUUCAAAGAGGAAGCAAAUUGAACAAAUGUACAAGAAAGCUGCGCCCAAAAGGCCUCAAAAGGAGUAUGUGGUUGCAAAGAAAGGAGUUCAAGUCAGGGUUGGCAAGGGUAAAGUACGUGUGGAUCGAAGGAUGAAAAAGGAUGCAAGGGGUAGUGGACCAGGUAAAAGGCCUGGAAAAGGCAAUUCAAAGAAAGGAAAAACUGCUGCCAAGGGUGAGAGAGGAGGCAAGGGUGCUGGAAAGGGUGACAGAGGCAAGGGGCCGGGGAAAGGAAAGGCUUCAGGAAAGCCAACAGGCAGGAAGGGUAGGAAGUGAGAAAUAUGGGCAAGCAAGCACGACUGAGCUUCCGUGCGAUAGGGUGUUCGUUAGUUUGCAUGAUCAAUUUUGUUUUUCUUCUGCUAUCUCAAUUUUUAUUUGUUGGAAUAAGUUAUAGUUCAUUUUUUGUAGCCAUCGUUGUUAAAACUUAAUCCUUCAGGAACGAAACAGUUUUUUGUAAGGUUAUGAGGGGUUUUACUUGGGUCUAUGUAGUUUAUGCAAAAACAGUUAGUUCGUUAGUCCCCAUGGUGAAAUUGAAGUUUUGGUGUCCCUAUAGUUUGAACAA